Ananas comosus (pineapple) is the source of this 1209-nucleotide messenger RNA. Its product is annotated as bidirectional sugar transporter SWEET14-like. Gene Ontology annotation, biological process: carbohydrate transport. Bases 136 to 981 code for a protein of 281 amino acids. The record is from RefSeq and is a predicted model, not a curated record. Lineage: Eukaryota; Viridiplantae; Streptophyta; Magnoliopsida; Poales; Bromeliaceae. The transcript has 6 exons. Gene Ontology annotation, cellular component: membrane. Gene Ontology annotation, molecular function: sugar transmembrane transporter activity.
CUCAUCACCACCUCCCCUUUGGGAAAGGAGAGAGAGUGUUUAGGGUGUGGGAGAUUAAUUAAUCAAUUAAUUACUAAGGCUAGCUUCUUGUGUUUAGUUUGCUCUUUGGAUUUUGUUUGAGGGAGCUAGCUAGAUAUGGCUGUGUUGUCCUUGCACCACCCUUGCACCUUCACCUUUGGAAUCCUAGGUAACAUCAUCUCAUUAAUGGUGUAUCUUGCCCCACUGCCUACAUUCUAUCGAGUUUACAAGAAGAAAUCGACUGAAGGAUUUCAAUCCAUACCAUAUAUCAUCGCACUGUUCAGCUCUAUGCUAUGGAUAUAUUACGCAAUCCUCAAACCUGAUGCUUCUCUCCUCAUCACCAUCAAUUCGAUCGGAUGCGCGAUCGAAGCGAUAUACAUCAUCACUUAUCUUGUUUUCGCACCAAAGAAUGUUAAGAUCUUUACGGCAAAAAUACUGUUACUUUUGAUUGUUGGGGCGUACGGUACGAUUCUUCUGCUCACACUCUUGCUAUCGAAAGACUCUAGUCGUGUUCACCUUGUUGGUUGGAUCUGCAUGGGAUUCUCUGUGACCGUCUUCGUAGCUCCCCUAAGUAUCAUGAGGCUCGUGAUACGUACAAAAAGCGUUGAAUUCAUGCCUUUCUCGCUAUCGUUUUUCCUCACGUUGAGCGCUGUUGUUUGGUUCUUUUACGGUUUAUUGACAAAGGACAUAUAUGUCGCACUUCCAAAUGUAUUGGGGUUUCUAUUUGGGAUCAUGCAAAUGGUGCUCUACGUAGCGUAUAAGGACGUGAAACCAAUCACUCAAGAGUACAAGUUGCCCGAGAAGGGAUUGGGGGUCCAUCCGGUUGAUUCGAAGCCAUCGAAGAUCGAAAAUAAAGAUCACCACAUUGUUAUUGAAGGAGAUCCAAAGAUGCUCGACGGUACCGAGGGCGACAACAGGAAAGAAACUCAAGAGGGGAAUAAGAUGAGCCAUGUUGAGGUUUGAUACAUAGAACAUGCAAACAUGCGCACGCGCGCGCGCGCACGAGAGAGAAAGAGAGAGAGAGAGAGAGAGAGAGAGAGAAAGAGAGAGAGAGAGUUAUGUAGCACUUACCUUUGAUAAUACAUAUGGUUCUAUUAUUAGUAUUAAUUAUUUGUUCUUUGUAGACAGGAAGGGUGCAAUUUCCUUUUUCAACUAUUGGUAUGUAUCUUAUUUCACAUUUGUUUCAUGGUG